Xiphias gladius (swordfish) is the source of this 3278-nucleotide messenger RNA. RefSeq names its product kelch-like family member 11 (gene klhl11). Bases 438 to 2564 code for a protein of 708 amino acids. The record is from RefSeq and is a predicted model, not a curated record. Gene Ontology annotation, molecular function: protein binding. The transcript has 2 exons. NCBI's taxonomy places the organism in Eukaryota, Metazoa, Chordata, Actinopteri, Istiophoriformes, Xiphiidae.
UAUAGCUGUAACACUGAGUCCUGCUUGUACCGAAUACCACGCUUCAAACACGACCAAAUAAUCGACAACAGACACGAAAUGCGACCGAUAACUCGCGGGCUGAGUGUUUGAUUUACGAUCAUAGGACGCAACAACUCGAACAGCAGUUAGACAAUUUCGUAACGCGCAUGCGCGAAAUCGGUGCAUCCCUUCAACAAAGUUAAAAUUGGCCAAAAUAAAGACGUGUCGGUGCGUCGCAACGGCCGCAAAAAGAUCGACAACAUCGAGGACUGUCCCCGCAUUUUGCGUCGGGCACGUGGGUCUCCGGUGUGAACAGAGAUAUUAGCUUGAAUCUUAGAGCCUCCAAUUGACGGUCCAGCAAACAUCGGGGAAUAUUCUUGAAGACGGAAGUGAGCGCUGUAGUUUUUCCCAAUCAAGGCUGUGGACGCUUCGCAUGCAUGUCAGUUUUUGAUUGUCUACUUACGUGUGUUGUCUAUGCCUGCGAGUUUUUCCCGAAGGUGGGUCAGAGCUUUCAUCUGCCUCCGAGACUGGCGUCCGCCUGCGGCAUGGCAGCGGCGGCAGAGGAGCCGGAGGACGGCGGCGCACGGGGAACGGUAACAGGUGACGGGGAACCUGAGGAGGCCGCGGAGUUCACCUGCCCGGCCUACUGCUCGGAGCUCUCCCGGCGGCAGAACGAGCAGAGGAAGGCGGGGCUGUUCUGCGACUUGACGCUGGUCUUCGGCUCCGGUGGGGCGUCCGGGGAGAGGAACCAAACCCUCACCGCCCACCGCUCCGUUUUGUCCGCGGCGUCGCACUACUUCACGCUGCUGCUGGGCGGACAGUUUUCCGAGUCUCUGUCGGGGCGAGUGGAGCUGAGGGAGUGGAGCUCGGAAAGCGGACCGGACCCCGAGACUGUGAGGAGUGUCGUGCAGUUCAUGUACACGGGGGAGAUCACGGUGACCACCGCAAAUGUGCAUGAAGUGUUGGAACUUGCUGACAGGUUCCUGUUGGUGCAGCUAAAGAACUUUUGUGGAGAGUUUCUGAUGAAGAAGUUGAGCCUGUCCAACUGUGUAGCCGUGCACAGCCUCGCCCACAUGUACACCCUGGACCAGCUGGCCCUGGGAGCCGCCGAGACGAUUAGAAGAAACUUCCACAAAGUCAUCCGCAGUGAGGAAUUCUACGCGCUGCCAUUUCACCUGGUGCGAGACUGGCUGUCGGACUCAGAAAUCACUGUGGAUUCUGAACAGGAGUUGUUUGAGACCAUUGUAAAAUGGGUGCACCAAAACACAGAGGAGCGAGAGAAGCAUUUCGAGGAGCUGUUCAGGCUUUUGAGGCUGCCACAGAUUGCUCCUACCGUCCUGACACGGGUGGUGAGGAAGGAGCCCUUAGUGGCAAGCCGUGCAUCUUGUCAGAAGCUGGUGUCUGAAACCCUUGAGGUCCAUGCUGUCCACUUUGAGAGCCUCAAGUCAGCUGACUUAGAGCUCUGUGCCUCCUACAUGGCAGCGAUCCAGCCACGUUUUGGACAGAACAUGGAUGUAAUCAUGGUGGUGGGUGGUGUUUCAGAAGGUGGAGAGUAUUUGAGCGAGUGUGUGGGCUACUUUGUUGCUGAGGACCGUUGGGUCAACCUGCCACACAUUCACAACCACCUUGACGGACAUGCCAUCGCAGUCACUGACAGCCAUGUCUAUGUGGCAGGCUCCAUGGAGCCAGGCUUCGCCAAGGUGGUUGAGCGCUACAACCCCAACCUCAACAGCUGGGAGCAGGUCAACAGCCUGACCUCCCGCAAGCAUUCCUUCGGCCUCACAUGCGUCAAAGAUGUACUCUACAGCAUCGGUGGUCACGGCAACUUCAGUCCAGGCUUUAAGGAUGUUGCCGUCUACGAGCCUGAGCAGGACGAGUGGCACAAUCUUGAGCCAGCACCAACAAUACUUAGAGAUGUAAAAACAGUCAGCGUGGAGGACCGCUACGUGUAUGUGAUGGCCAGGACCCCUGUAGACGUGGACAAUGAGGACGGACUGAGCACUGUGACCACCUGCUAUGAUACAGAGAGUCACAAGUGGCAGGACGUGGACUCCUUACCGCUCAUCGAUAACUACUGUAUUUUUCAAAUGGCUGUUGCAUCCAACAACUUCUACCACACAGCUUCCUGUUGCCCCAAGAACUAUAAGUUAACAGUUGAGGCCUCUCAGCAGAAAAUAAGCAGAAACAUCUCAAACGACAUCCUCGACAGCCUCCCCCCAGAGGUCCUUGGUAUGGAAGGUGCUGCCAUUUGCUACCUGGGUGACGACAUAUUCAUCAUUGGUGGGUGGAGGAACAGCAGCAACAUGGACAAGCAGUACCGCAAGGAGGUCUACCGUUACUGUGCUGAGAGGAAGCGUUGGACGCUGCUGCCACCCUUACCUCAGCCUCGCUGCCGAGCCGCAGCCUGCCACGUUCGCAUCCCGUACCAGUAUCUUUACGGCUGCCAGCGCUACCCCAUGCCCCAGAACUUGGCUCGCCAGCGAGACCGCAUGCAGCAGAUGCAGCAGCUCCAUCGACGUACCCUCACUCUGCGGAGACAGCUGCAGUCUCAGAUUGAAUGUUGAGAUCGAACCUGACGAUCUGCCCAGUCUAGUUAGCACUUCAUCUGCUGAUAAAUGCCUUGUUGUUGUAGCAAGACUUCUGUCUUGUUUUUUGCCUUUUAUUGAGGUGAAUAGUCUGCAUGGGUUAACCUGGGCCUAAAGAUUACAAUGUUAAAAGUGCAAAUAAAGAAAAAAAAUAAGAAUUAGCCAGACAGGUUGGUAAGUUAACAGUCUUGCAUAAUCAUUUUGGCCUCGCGUCGUUAGCUUACGCCUUACUUUCCUUCUGCUAGUAAAUGAUACUGUGAUUACUGUGACAUUUUCUGAAAAGAUUGUUGAUUUCACUGCUAAACAACUGAGCGUUUCCUAUUAUGUGUGGUCUGUCUUAACACCUAAGAGUAAGUGGUGUAAGUAUUUGUUGUGGUGCAAGUUAAACUAAAACUGAGGGUUAUCAGUGAAGCUUUUCCUGUGAAAUCUGGUUUAGUGUUGAGAUGUAAACUUAGCAAAUGAAACGAUGUCUACAUUUAUUGUGAUGUGGGUUAGAAUUAAAUUGCACUUAAAUUAUCAGUGUGGCGGCAACGAACAUACUGUAACCAGCUACCAGCUGAGAAAAGAAACUUUUUACUGCUCUUGCUACCUUCAUCUAAAAUCUACAUUCUUUUUACACCAUGAUUUUCCUUUUUUUUUUUUUUGCACUGUAAGGAUUGAAAUAUCUGGUUGAUUGUAUUAAGUAUGUUUUGU